Staurois parvus is the source of this 237-nucleotide messenger RNA. The record is from the annotation of a GenBank genome assembly. Lineage: Eukaryota; Metazoa; Chordata; Amphibia; Anura; Ranidae.
AUGAAUUUAAGUGGUGAGGCACUAAGGUACUAUAUCCAAAAAGAAAAUAUAAAUAUUCAAAAUGUUGUUGUUAUUGUGGAUGAUUUAAAUAUUCCCUUUGGAAAGAUUAAACUAAGGACUUCUGGUAGUCAUGGAGGACAUAAUGGAUUAAAAAAUAUUGAAGAAUGUUUAUCCAGUAAAGAAUAUCCAAGAUUGAGAUGUGGCAUUGGGAAUAAUUCAAAAAAGGCCAACAAGUAA